AAUCAACAUAACUGGUUUUGGCAGAGCUGUUAAUAUAAAUAUGCAGCAUUUCAAGAAAAAAAAAAUCAAAGAGAAUAUCCAGGCAUGGAAACUGAGGAGCCAGUUAUACUUUUUCGCUGGGGCAAUGUCUUGUUUGUGCAGCUGUCAAUGACCCCAUCAAUGGAAGACUCUUCAAUCUCUCUCUACUAAAAUAGCAGCAUUGAAUCUCACCAAACAUUAGUUUCCCAAGUUUUGUUACUUAAGAUCAUCCAAUUUGCUUUCUGAAUGCUUGUCGCUACCGAAUGUACUAUCGCCAUUGCUCAAUUGCCUACAUCAAUAAAGGAAGUUCAGUCAUAAGGACCACUUGGUCUCUGGUUCCUGCAGCAGGUAAUGAAUGUUGAAUUCUUAAUUUUGAAACUCUUCAAUUUCACAAUUCUAUUGUUCUUAAAUAUCACAGAUUCAACUGAUAAUUUUAUGGUUCUUAAGUAUCACAAAUUCAAUGAUAAGUAAGGAAGAUGUCAAAGAUUGCAGUGAUAAUUAUUGUAGCUGCGGGGGCUCUUGUAUUCGUCAUUGUAAUCAUGGGAUUCAUUUGGUUUUACAAAUCAUGUAAGAACUUUUCAAAAAGAAGUUCAGAGACUGGCUCCUCAGAUCCUUCUGCAUUAAUGGAGUGGAAUAAAGGAGCUGGGCCCAGUUCAUCAGCUAGCCAGUCUUUAUUUGAACCUCAAGGAGCAAGGCAAUUCAGACUAGAAGAGUUGGACCAAGCUACCAAGCAUUUCUCAGAUGGUAAUCUUAUUGGAUUUGGAAGUUUCGGUCCGGUCUAUAAAGGUUGGCUUCAUGGCAUUGUUGUGGCUAUCAAAAGACAUCCAGGGGCUCCUCGAGAGGAGUUCAUUGCAGGGGUAAAGUAUCUGUCAGAGAUUCGACAUCGGAAUUUGGUUACUCUUCUAGGCUACUGUCAAGAAAGUGGAUCUCAAAUGUUGAUAUAUGAAUGUAUACCUAAUGGAAGCAUCUGCAAUCAUCUUUAUGAUACCGGACGAGAGGCUCCAACUAGACUAGAGUUCAAGCAGAGGUUAUCAAUAGCUCUGGGGGCUGCUAGAGGUUUAUGCCAUUUGCAUAGCCUGCAACCCCCAUUAAUGCAUAAGAACUUCAAAACAGCCAAUGUCUUGGUUGAUGAGAACUUCACUGCUAAGGUUGCAGAUGCAGGGAUAGCAAUGUUACUUGAAAGGAUAGAAGAAGCAGGUUCAUCUCACAGUUCUAGCAUCAAUGUUUUCCAAGAUCCAGAGGUGGAUGCAUUGGGGAGCUUCACCGAAAUGAGUGAUGUAUACAGCUUUGGAGUGUUUCUUUUGGAGCUCAUAACUGGACGGGAGGAGGCCAUGCAUAUCGAUUACCUAAGAUCCAAUGAGAGCUUAAUUCAAUUGGUACAAUCACGGCUGAGUUCCAAUGAACUUGUGGACUACAGACUAGGUGGAACCUUUACUAUGGAUGGCAUUAGGGAUUUGAUCAAGCUGACACUAAAAUGCAUGUGUUUUCCUGGAAAAUGGAGACUGAAUAUGAAUAUGGUUGUGGUUGAGCUAGAAAGGAUCCAUGAAAAAGAGAUGGAACUGACAACAGUCAGAGGUGAAGGUACAUCAAAAAUUGCUCUAGGCAGUGAGCUAUUUGCUUCAAAAUAAAGAUAGGCUUCCAAUGGAGCUUGUCAAGCUAUGGUCAAGCUUAGACUAACAGAAUAAUUUUUUUUUUCUUGAAAAUAACAUCAAACUGUUUACAUGGAUGAGAGAAAGAGAAUAGGGGUAGCCAGGUAUGGGUAUGGGUAGUCAAGUUCCUGCAAAGGAAUAGGACUGUAAAUUAUGGAUUUGAUUUUUCAAAUGAUGCAUAAUAUUAUCGGUGAUAUUGAUAUCUAAAGAAA
Molecule: messenger RNA, 1879 nt
Organism: Gossypium arboreum
Lineage: Eukaryota; Viridiplantae; Streptophyta; Magnoliopsida; Malvales; Malvaceae
Product: probable serine/threonine-protein kinase PBL2
Exons: 8
Coding region: 495-1646 (383 amino acids)
Biological process (GO): protein phosphorylation
Molecular function (GO): protein kinase activity; ATP binding
Source: RefSeq, a predicted model, not a curated record